Gopherus flavomarginatus (Mexican gopher tortoise) is the source of this 4402-nucleotide messenger RNA. RefSeq names its product kininogen 1 (gene KNG1). The transcript is spliced from 11 exons. The record is from RefSeq and is a predicted model, not a curated record. Gene Ontology annotation, biological process: positive regulation of cytosolic calcium ion concentration; negative regulation of endopeptidase activity; negative regulation of blood coagulation. The coding region runs from base 1 to 2295 and encodes 764 amino acids. Gene Ontology annotation, molecular function: cysteine-type endopeptidase inhibitor activity. Lineage: Eukaryota; Metazoa; Chordata; Testudines; Testudinidae. Gene Ontology annotation, cellular component: extracellular region; blood microparticle.
AUGGCCACCAAGAACGCUACCUUCCAUGAAAGCAGAGCCAAGCCUCUCUCAACCCAGGAUGCAGACUGUGAUGACCCUGAUGUCUUUGAAGCUGUGGACAUAGCACUGAGAAAAUAUAACGGAGACAAAACAGAUGGCAACCAGUUUGCUCUGUACAUGGUGAUGGAAGCCAAGAGAAUAGCGGGCCCUGGCAAACAGUUCUUUGUGAUGUAUCGAAUAAGAGAGAGCUCUUGUGCUGUUGGGGGAGAUAAACUCUGGCACGAUUGUGAUUACAGAGCAUCUGCAGAAGCUGAAUCAGGUGAAUGUAAAGCUCAAGUUUACGUUGACAAGACUGAGAAAAUCAGUAAUGUUACACAGGAAUGCAGAAUUAUCCCAGUUGAAGGAAAGGUGACUCUUUCCCAUGUCCCGUGUCUUGGAUGCUAUCAUCCCAUACCGGGGGACAGCCUACAAUUGUUACCCAUUUUGAGAUAUGCUAUUCGGAUCUUUAAUAAACAGAGUGACCAAUCCUCCCUUUUUGAAGUUGGUGAAAUAAUAAAAGCCUCCAGGCAGGUGGUGGCUGGAUGGAAUUAUGCAAUUGAAUAUGAAGUCAAGGAGACUAGUUGCACCAAGAAUAAUUUUCAGGAUUUAAGUCCUGAGUGCAAACCCAUUGUUGGAGGCCAUAUAGGUACCUGUGAAGCCAAGGCCUAUGUGGAUCUUAAUAACACAAUUGUGGAUGUUGCACAGAAAUGCAAGUUUCCAGUUGAUGAAACUGCACCUCCUCGCAUUUCCAUUUGUGCUGGCUGUCCAAAGCCCAUCCCAACUGACAGUACAGAAUUGGAGGAACCACUGAGAGCUUCCCUGGAGAAGUAUAACGAAGAGAGCAAUGAUGACUUCUAUUAUAAAGCUGAAGCAAUAUCAUAUGCCACCGUGCAGGUGGUUGCUGGACUAAAUUAUAAUAUAACAUUUAGAAUUAGGAAGACGAACUGCUCAAAGACAGAUGUCAAGAAACUGAAUGAAGAUUGUGCGGCAACAAUAGAUGGUAAACCUUUGCUAUGCACAGCACAAGUUUAUGUGAUACCCUGGACAAAGACAAUACGCCCUAAGGUUAGCUGCACCGAAGAGGAGACUGUAUUAGCAAGAAGGCCUCCAGGUUUUACUCCUUUCCGAUCUCUAGCUGUGAAAGCUGAAACCGCUCAACAUACACCCCAAAUUAAAAAUGAAAAGGGACCUAGAGAAGAACAAACCUCUACCACAGGGCCAAGAAAAGAUGUUAGACAUGAACCAGCAGAUGAACAGGGGCACAGACAUGAUAUUGGGUGUGGAGCAGAACAUGAACAUAGACGUGGACAUGAAGAUGAACAUGGGCGCAGACAUGAUAUUGAGUGUGGAACAGAACACGAACAUAGACGUGGACAUGAAGAUGAACAUGGGCGCAGACAUGAUACUGGGCGUGAACCAGAACAUGAACACAGACGUGGACAUGAAGAUGAACAUGGGCGCAGACAUGAUACUGGGCGUGAACCAGAACAUGAACAUAGACGUGGACAUGAAGAUGAACAUGGACGCAGACAUGAUACUGAGCGUGAACCAGAACAUGAACAUAGACGUGCACAUGGACGUGAGGAUGAACAUGGGCGCAGACAUGAUAUUGGGCGUGAACCAGAACAUGAACAUAGACAUGCACAUGGACGUGAGGAUGAACAUGGGUGCAGACAUGAUACUGGGCGUGAACCAGAACAUGAACAUAGACGUGGACAUGGACAUGACGAUGAACACAGGCGCAGACAUGAUAUUGGGUGUAGACGAGAACAUGAACAUGAGGAUAAACAUGGACGUGGGCACGGGCAUGGAAAACAUAAGGAUAAACAAAAGAAGAUAAAGGAUAAACAUUCAAAAUAUGAGUCUUCUGAAGAAUUCCAUGAGAAGGUCACUAACCAAAAGGAGACACUGCUAGCUGCAGUAGCUGAAAUAUCAGAAGGUACACAAUCUCCUAAGCCUGAUCUGGUAGAGCUAGAUGUGCUAUCUAGUACUCAGCAGUCCACAACAGAUCUAACAGAUGGUUUCAUUGAGAUCCCUGAUCUCCCUAUAGAAAUCCCUGAUCUCCCUGCAGAAACAGACAGCCCUGGAAUUAUUCCUGAUAUUCCUUUAUUUGAUGGGUUGCCAGAUCUCCCAGAACCAUCUGUCCCAAAGUGUCCUGGAAAGCCAUGGAAACCAAUCAUAGACCUCUCAACUACUACUAACAAACCUAAAGUACUGACAAAAGAGGAUCUUUUACCACAUCCGUCUGAACGCACCACCCCAACACCAGAAAAAUAAGCACCUACCCCCAUGGUGCUCAGAUUUUGAUCUCAUGGAUUUUCUACUGUAAUUCAAACAAUUUAUGGUCCAUUUUUUUAGGCAACAAACAGAAAAUCAUAAAAAUUAUUUUUUGUUAAAUGUAUAAUACUAUAGAGCAGUGGUUCUCAUCUUGUUAGCUAUGAUACUUAAAAGGGUCACCAGUAGUUUUCUGGAGGAAUUGAGAGCAUGAGCCAAUUCUCUGUGCCUGACUCUCUCCUCAUACAGGUGUAGAUCAGGAGUAACUCCAUUAAAAACAAUGAGUUAGGGUAUGUCUACACUAUGAAAUUAGGUCGAAUUUAUAGAAGUCUUUUUUUAGACAUCGUUUUUAUACCAUUGAUUUUGCGUGUCCCGACACAAAAUGCUCCAAGUGCAUUAAGUCGGUGGACUGCAUCGAGUACCGAGGCUAGCAUCGACUUCUGGAGCGUUGAACUGUGGAUAGCUGUGGGUGGCUAUCCCACAGUUCCCGCAAUCUCCGCUGCCCAUUGGAAUUCUGGGUUGAGAUCUCAAUGCCUGAAGGGACAAAAACAGUGUUGCAGGUGGUUCUGGGUACAUGUCGUCAGGCCCCCAUCUCCCUCCCUCCCUCCGUGAAAGCAACGGUAGACAAUGGUUUUGCACCUUUUUUCCUGGGUUACCUGGGCAGACGCCAUACCAUGGCAAGCAUGGAGCCCGCUCAGCUCACCGGCACCGUACGUCUCCUGGAUGCUGGCAGAUGUGGGACUGCAUUGCUACACAGCAGCAGCUCAUUGCCUUUUGGCAGCAGACGGUGCAUUAUGACUGGUAGCCAUCGUCGUUGCACUCCUGGGUGCUCUUUUAGCCAACCUCUGUGAGGUCGGUCAGGGGUGCCUGGGCAGACAUGGGAGUGACUCAGCCAGGUCAUCCCAUUUUCUGCCAAGCACCCCAGGAGAUGAUGAUGGCUAGCAGUCGUACUGCAGCAUCUUCUGCCAAGCACCCAGGAGAUGAUGAUGGCUAGCAGUCGUACUGCACCAUCUGCUGCCAGCCUAAGAUGUAAAAGAUAGAUGGAGUGAACCAAAACAAGAAAUUGACCUGAUUUGUUUUGUGAAAUCAAUGGCCUGCUAAACCCAGGGUUUUGAGUUCAAUCCUUGAGGGGGCCAUUCUGUGUGACAGUUGUUUGUGUUUCUCCUUGAUGCACAGCUAUCCCUUUUGUUGAUUUCAAUUCCCUGUAAGCCAUGUCAUCAGUCACCCCUACGUCCGUCAGGGCAAUGGCAGACAAUUUGUUUCAUGCCUUUUCUUCAGCACAGAACCAGAAGCUGCAAAAGCAAAAGCAGGUGAGGAGGCGAUGGCAGUGCAGUGACGAGAGUGAUGAGGACAUAGACUUCUCACAAAGUAUGGGCUGGGCAAUGUGACCCAGCAAUGUGCACAUCAUGCUGAUGAGCUCUGCAUGGCCACCUGUGCUGAUCAGCUCGCCAUGCUGGCCAAACAGGAAAUGAAAUUCAAAAGUUUGCGGGCCUUUUCCUGUCUACCUGGCCAGUGCAUCUGAGUUGAGAGAGCUGUCCAGAGCGGUCACAAUGGAGCACUCUGGGGUAGCUCCCAGAGGCCAAUACCAUCAAAUUGCGUCCACACUACUCUAAAUUCGACCUGGCAAGGCAGAUUUCGGCGCUAAUUCCCUCAUCGGAGGUGGAGUAAAGAAAUUGAUUUAAAGAGCCCUUUAAGUAAAAAAAAAGGGCUUUGUCGUGUGUAUGGUUCCAGGCUUAAAUCAAGAUAACAAUGCUAAAUUCGACCUAAAAUCGUAGUGUAGACCAGGCCUUAUACUGGCAUAGAAAAAGUAUAAGUGAGAGGAAAGGCCACUUUUGCUCUAGCUUUCUGCUGAAGUGGAUUUAUUCAGCUACUUGCAACUCAUCGUCCUCACCUCAGAUGCCAGAAACACACUAAGAACCACUGCACUGAUUCCAUGGCACCAUGUUUGAAACAUUGUGGGAACCGAAAGAAUUCUGGGAGUCAUCUGUAGAAACCCAGUCAAAUGAAGCUUGAAAAGAGGGUACAGUAUGAAACAGGGUGAGAAUCCCUUCCUUAGAUGUUUAAAACCAUAGUUUUCAUCUCUGCAGGACUGACAAAUUUUUGGAGAAUA